UACUGCUAGGACACACACACUGAAAGAUCUCCAGCCUGGUGAUAUUCUUAUUAUUAUGGACUGGGCCAUGAAAUUCUUACCAAUUACAUUUAGAGAAAAACAGAGCGACUGGUAUGGCCAGAAGGGCAUAAAUUGGCACGUGUCUGUGUGCAUUUACAAGGAUGAAAACUCAAAUUUAAAGCAUAGAACAUUCGCUCACAUGUUGGAUGGAGUGCGUCAAGACUGGUUAGCGGUUGCCUGUCUUUUGGAAGACACACUUCAUCAUGUGAAACUGCAACUUCCCAGUACAACAAGGGCAUUUAUUCGGAGUGAUAAUGCCGGGUGCUACCAUUGCGGCAAUCUAUGGCUUGCCAUACCAGGCAUCAGUAGGCGCACUGGAGUGUUCAUAGACCGCUACGAUUACAGUGAGGCCCAAAGUGGGAAGUCCUACUGUGAUGCUAAAAUAGCCCACAUGAGAGGGAAGUUUAGCAAAGUUGUCGCAUCAGGAUAUAACAUCCUUACAGCAGCCAACAUGAAGUCUGCCAUAGACCUGUAUGAAGGAACAACUGGAUGUCAAGCAGCACAUGUUAAGCUCCAGGGAUUUCCUCCUUCUACAGCUAAGUGCCCAAUAAAGGGCAUAACCAAGAUUUCAAAUGUCAAGUUUGAACCAAAGCAUCUAACAACUUGGAGGGCCUUCAAUAUUGGCACAGGCAAGCAGUUGCCUAUUGAACAUGAAAACAAUGACCUGGCAGAAUUAGAAAUUAUAUCUGAUUUUGUUUUGAAAUCUGGAUCAGUUGGGCACAUUCAAAACCCCAAAGAGAGCAAUGAUGUUGUUGAUUCUUCAGAUGAUCAUGCUUUUAAUUGUCCUGAAGCAGGAUGUACCCAGAUCUUCACAAGAUACAGUGAGAUGCAAAACCAUUGCUUAAUCGGCAAUCACACUUACCAGCUCCAAGCAAGGUCAUCUUAUGAUGAUAUAAAAAUGAGAUGGAUGGAUGCAUGUUGUACACUAUCAGAAGAUACUCUGAAAUAUUCUAAAACCGGAGAAGGGGUCACUGAGCAAGUGUGUGUGCAGUCUGAUAUGGGUUGGGCUUUGAAAAAAGAGAGAAAAAGUGCUAGAUUCUCAGAUGACUUGAAAUCAUAUCUUAGUGAUAUAUUCUUGCAAGGAGAGAGUAGUGGAGCAAAGGUACAUCCAUCAGUUGUCGCUAAAAACAUGAGAGUUGCUAAAAAUGAACAUGGAGAAAAAAGAUUCAGUGCAAACCAAUAUUUGGCUGUUGGUCAAAUCUCAUCUUUUUUUUUUUCAAGACUUUCUGCAUUGAAAAAAACGUCCUCCACAGAUAUCAGUGAUGAUGAUUUGGAUGCAGUUCUUUUGAACAUUGCUAGGGCCGAAACAGCUGCAGAAUUUCAGUAGGAAUGACAUAAUUGACUGAGAUAGAAACAUUACUCAUUUUGUGACAAGGACUGAAAUUGUUUGAUACAUAGAUGUAUAUAACUUAUGCAAAGUGUUUUUAUUGUGACAAUAUCUGUAGAUUUUAAAAGAAAGCUGGGUGGUUAACACAUUACUCAUCAGCUCUUAGUAACCUUUAAUUUUUAGAUAUGACGUGCUAAGCUAAAGAAAAUCAUUAAAUUUCAGCUGGUGAACGUCAGUAUUUUUUAAAUAUCUUUAUA
Molecule: messenger RNA, 1644 nt
Organism: Magallana angulata
Lineage: Eukaryota; Metazoa; Mollusca; Bivalvia; Ostreida; Ostreidae
Exons: 4
Coding region: 56-1387 (443 amino acids)
Source: RefSeq, a predicted model, not a curated record